This is a messenger RNA of Fraxinus pennsylvanica, 477 nucleotides long. NCBI's taxonomy places the organism in Eukaryota, Viridiplantae, Streptophyta, Magnoliopsida, Lamiales, Oleaceae. The record is from the annotation of a GenBank genome assembly.
AUGAACUUUGAUAGCAUUAAACAAAUUCAACCUCAUGAUGCUAUUGUGACUCGUCGCCUUGACUCAAUCAUAAACUUAUUGUUAUCUCUCACAUCCAAUGUUAAUUACAAUGUUCAAACUCUGGGAGCAAAACCAGAUGGAAAAACUGAUUCCACCAAAGCAUUUUUGAUAGCAUGGACCUCAGCCUGUGCCUCUACGCAGCCAGCCACCAUUCAUGUGCCAUCAGGAAGAUUCUUGCUUGGCGCCACAACUUUUUCCGGCCUAAAAUGCAAAAGCCGGGCUAUAACGCUACGCAUUGAUGGCACUCUUGUAGCUCCAUCUAAUUAUAACACGAUCGGAAAUUCUGGUACCUGGAUGAAGUUCAAAAGAGUCACCGGAGUUUCUGUCAUUGGUGGAACCCUAGAUGGCCAAGGGGCUAAUUUGUGGGCUUGCAAGAAUUCUGGUAGGAGUUGUCCAAAAGGAUCGACGGUAUGUUAA